This is a messenger RNA of Eruca vesicaria subsp. sativa (arugula), 1224 nucleotides long. The record is from the annotation of a GenBank genome assembly. Lineage: Eukaryota; Viridiplantae; Streptophyta; Magnoliopsida; Brassicales; Brassicaceae.
AUGACGUCUAAGUUUCAGAUCCUGUGUGUCUCGUCUCUAUUUUUCUUCUUCCUAGCCGUCUCAAGUGCUCAGGCUAAUGUAUUUCACGGUGGAGAAAAGGUCUUUGACGUCAGAAACUACGGUGCUCGUGGCGACGGCAAAAGAGACAACGCUUUUGCGUUUAAAAAAGCGUGGAACGACGCUUGUCAAUGGAGUGGUGGAAGAUCAACGGUCUAUAUUCCCGCCGGAAUAUUCUAUCUCAAUCAAAUAACGUUCACUGGUCCUUGCAAAAGUUAUAUUGCUUUUACAAUCACUGGAACGUUGUUGGCUCCUCUGAGCCUUAGCGCCAUCAGACAAGAAGAGUGGAUCGCUUUCGAGUACGUCGAUAACCUCACCGUUACCGGAGGGGGAUUACUUGAUGGUCAAGGAUCUUACUCUUGGCGUCUCAAUGAUUGUAACAAAAACCCUAAUUGUCCUGUUCUAGAUAUGAACAUAGGGUUUCGGUUUGUUAGAUCCUCGAGGAUUAACGGUAUAAGAUCGCUCAACAGCAAAAUGGGACACUUCAAUUUAUUCUCAGUCGAGAAUUUUAACAUUACCGGCGUCACCAUCACUGCUCCCGGAGACAGCCCUAACACCGACGGAAUCAAGAUCGGGAGAUCUAAGGAUAUGCAUAUUUCCAACGUCACUAUCGGAACCGGUGACGAUUGUAUUGCAAUUCUUGACGGAAAUACCAACCUGGAAAUCUCUAAUGUCAGGUGCGGGCCAGGGCACGGGAUUAGUGUAGGGAGCCUUGGGAGAAACAAAGAUGAGAAGAACGUCGAGGGCUUAACCGUAAGAGACUCGGUAUUCAAUGGUACAAAUAACGGUUUAAGGAUCAAGACAUGGGCUAAGUCGGUCUCACAGACUUUGCUUUCAAAAUUCUUGUACGAAAAUAUCCAAAUGAUCAAUGUUGGAAACCCUAUCGUCAUCGACCAGCAGUAUUGUCCAAACGGUCUAUGCGAAAGUAAUGGAAAGUACAAUUCUCAUGUUCAGAUCAAAGACGUCAAGUAUAACAAUAUUUGGGGAACGUCGACGACUCGAGCGGCUUUGAACAUACAGUGCAGUAAAACGUUUCCUUGUCAAGACGUUAAGCUAUCAAAUAUCAACUUGGUGUACAAAGGACGCGACGGGUUAGUCACGGCUUUGUGUGAGAACGUUGGUGGUUCGGUUCUUGGAAAGAUUGUGCCUGGUGAUUGCCGGAUUUGA